CUGGGCGGGAGGCAGAGUGGCAGCAGCCAGGUCCUCGCCUGAAGUGGAGGAUGGAAGGAGAGGACGGUGCCAGCCGUGCUGCCCCUGCAGACAGGAGGGCCACAGCCCACUUCCCAGCUCCCUCCAGGACCUUCUGGAUCAUCUUGUCCGUUGCCUUGUUGUUUUUUGCAGUUGUUGGUGUCAGUGUCGUUCUCAGCUUCUCCCCCAGCUCUGCCCAGGCUGGCUCCCAGCUCCUCCGAGUGACGCUCCAGGGCCAGCAGGACCCGCUGAGGAACCAGACAGCCGUGGUGGACAAGGCCAGGAGGACUGUCACCUACUACAUCACCUCGCAGAGCAACCUGAGCGCCGUGGUGCUGUACGACAGCAGGAACGGCUACGUGUGCUACAAGCCGCGGGAGCAGCGAGCCUGCUACCUGAGGAGGAUGGAGCCCUGGGACCUGCAGAUGGCUCUCAACACCUCUGAGCACAGCGCUGAGCAGGUGCUGCAGCCCAACAACCAGACCAAGUUCUACCAGGAGUUUUUGGGCAUUGUGCCCAGGGAGCAGCUGGAGCCCAGGGGCCUGGGGGAGGCUGUGCAGAGCCUGUGUGAGCACACACCCAUCUUCUGGGUGCGCAGAGGCCACGGCCCGGGGAGGCAGCGCCUCAUCUACCUGUGCAUUGACAUCUGCUUCCCCAGCAACAUCUGUGUCUCCAUCUGCUUCUACUACCUGCCCGAGUCAGAGAGUUUAGAGAAGCAGCACCAGGAGAGUUUAGAGAAGCAGCACCAGGAGAGUUUAGAGAAGCAGGAGGCCUCUGCUCAGCACGGCCAGCACAGACACUGCAGCUCUGCUCCAGAGCCUCAUCCCUAGGAAUUAGCAGCCCCAGGCCCAGAGGGAUCCCGGGAAGCAGCUGGAGUUCUGGGGCUCUGUUCAACACAAGGUGGUUGUUGUUACAUCGGGGGGUGGUGGCUGUAGGAGAGCAGCUCUCCAAGGCACUCUGUGAAACACUUUGAAUAAAGGGAUUGCAAACCA
This is a messenger RNA of Motacilla alba alba, 1010 nucleotides long. RefSeq names its product BRICHOS domain containing 5 (gene BRICD5). Gene Ontology annotation, biological process: regulation of cell population proliferation. The transcript is spliced from 7 exons. The coding region runs from base 51 to 848 and encodes 265 amino acids. The record is from RefSeq and is a predicted model, not a curated record. Lineage: Eukaryota; Metazoa; Chordata; Aves; Passeriformes; Motacillidae.